Hemisphaericaspora subhashii is the source of this 1347-nucleotide messenger RNA. RefSeq names its product cAMP-dependent protein kinase catalytic subunit (gene TPK2). Lineage: Eukaryota; Fungi; Ascomycota; Pichiomycetes; Serinales; Debaryomycetaceae. The record is from RefSeq and is a predicted model, not a curated record. Gene Ontology annotation, cellular component: cAMP-dependent protein kinase complex; nucleus. Gene Ontology annotation, molecular function: cAMP-dependent protein kinase activity; ATP binding. The transcript has a single exon. The coding region runs from base 1 to 1347 and encodes 448 amino acids. Gene Ontology annotation, biological process: peptidyl-serine phosphorylation.
AUGCCAAACCUCUUAAGGAGACUUCAUAUUACUAGACUGAACAACACUGACAAUACAAAAGGAAAUAAGAGUUCUCCAACAACAACCACAUCGAGCACAUCCAAGACUUCAAUGGAAUAUUAUCAACAAACUCACCCCGGUGAACAAAUUGUUCAUCCUGUAGUUGCACAAGUUCAACCAAGCACAGCAACUGCAAGCGGUACAUCUACCUUAAAUGUAGCUCAACCUGGUGCAGGCACACCAUUGAACCCACCUUCAUUAGCUUCACAGCAAGCAAUUGCUAGUAUUCAAAAAUUACAUCAAAGUGGUGCAGGUGAAGCUAAAGUCACAUCAGCUGCUGAAGAAGCUAUAAAACGAUCAUUAUUACCUCAAAGAUCAACUGUUUCAAAGGGGAAAUAUACCUUGAAUGAUUUCCAUAUUAUGCGAACAUUAGGUACAGGAUCAUUUGGUAGAGUUCAUUUAGUUAGAUCAGUACAUAAUGGAAGAUACUAUGCCAUUAAAGUAUUAAAAAAAGCCCAAGUUGUUAAAAUGAAACAAGUUGAACAUACAAACGAUGAAAGAAGAAUGCUUAAAUUAGUUGAACAUCCAUUUUUAAUUAGAAUGUGGGGUACAUAUCAAGAUGCGAAAAAUUUAUUUAUGGUUAUGGAUUAUAUUGAAGGAGGAGAAUUAUUUUCAUUAUUAAGGAAAUCUCAAAGAUUCCCCAAUCCAGUAGCAAAAUUUUAUGCUGCUGAAGUUACAUUAGCAUUAGAAUAUUUACAUAGUCAUGAUAUCAUAUAUCGUGAUUUAAAACCAGAAAAUAUCUUAUUAGAUAGAAAUGGACAUAUUAAAAUCACCGAUUUUGGAUUUGCUAAAGAAGUAAGUACCGUGACUUGGACCCUUUGUGGUACUCCCGACUAUAUCGCCCCCGAAGUAAUCCAAACCAAACCAUACAACAAAUCAGUCGAUUGGUGGUCAAUGGGUGUAUUAAUAUUUGAAAUGUUGGCAGGAUAUACUCCAUUCUAUGAUACAACCCCCAUGAAAACUUAUGAAAAAAUCUUAUCCGGUAAAAUCCAUUAUCCCAGUUUUAUGUCUCCCGAUGUAAUUGAUUUAUUAUCAAAAUUGAUUACUUCGGAUUUAACCAGAAGAUUAGGGAAUUUAAUUAAUGGUCCGGCUGAUAUUAGAAAUCAUCCUUGGUUUCUGGAAGUUGUUUGGGAGAAGUUGUUAGCUAAAGAUAUUGAAACUCCUUAUGAACCUCCUAUUACUGCCGGAGUGGGGGAUUCUUCUUUGUUUGAUCAUUAUCCUGAAGAACAGUUUGAUUAUGGUAUACAAGGUGAAGAUCCAUAUGCUCAAUAUUUCCUUGAUUUCUAA